AGGCCUGUCUGGAAAAGGCGGAAGACGGGACGAGAACAACAGCAACGGCGGCGUCAACUCCCGAUAGUUGGCGAACAGCAAAAAAGAGAUAAGGCAGAGCCGAUUGUCGAGUACCCGGCCGGUAUCUUUUCGCACAGGUGUUAAGUUUACGGUUCUUCUGUUGGUAUUAUUCACAUUUACUCACACAAUGUCGCUAAUUGCUAAGAUUUUCGGCACGGGAGGAAAGAAUGCGAAAGCGCCCACUACCCAGGACGCUAUCCAGAAACUCCGAGAGACCGAGGAGAUGUUGGCCAAAAAACAGGAUUUCCUGGAGAAGAAAAUCGACCAGGAGCUCAUGACCGCAAAGAAGAACGGCACGAAAAACAAACGAGUGGCUCUGCAGGCUUUGAAAAGAAAAAAGCGAUAUGAGAAGCAGCUGCAUCAGAUUGAUGGGACAUUGUCCACCAUCGAGUUCCAGAGAGAUGCAUUGGAGAACGCCAACACCAACACAGAAGUGCUCAGGAACAUGGGCUUUGCUGCUAAGGCUUUGCAGGCUGCACACCAAACCAUUGAUGUAGACAAUGUCCACGAUUUGAUGGACGAUAUUACAGAGCAGCAAGAAUUAGCACAGGAAAUAUCAGAUGCCAUUUCCAGACCAGUCGGCUUUGGUGAAGACUAUGAUGAGGAUGUGCUCAUGGCUGAGUUAGAGGAUCUGGAACAGGAAGAGCUUGACAAAAAUCUUUUGGAAAUCCAAGGAACUGAAGAUGUCCCCCUGCCCAGCGUACCAUCUACAUCACUUCCAGCUAGACCAGCCAAGAAGAAGGAGGAGGAUGAUGAUGACAUGGCAGAACUUGAGGCCUGGGCAGCUAAUUAGGCUACCGUGCCAUGCUAGCCAGCUAGCGCUCCUCUCCCAUCUGUCUCUCUACUGCCAGACAGGUCUCAUUCAUCUGGAGGACAGACGGAGACUCUGGGCUGGCUGCAGGCAUGCUGCUCUUUCUUACAGUCGGCAUCCCAAUAUCUAACCAUACCCCGACCCUUAAGUAUGCACUUGUGCAGAUGUUUGCAAAUUCAAGAUGAUGUGACCUCCAGCUACUCUCUUCUAAUUGAUGUUACACUAAGAAUCACUUUACUCUAGCCACACACUCCUCUGUUUCUAAAGGGCAUACAGUGUAAAGUGUAUAGUAAAUAUAAUGCACUUAACAUCCUGUAGUUAUUUUUAUUUUAUUUUUGUUAUCAAAGUGCUCUUUAAGUAAAUGAGUGCUCAAGAUAGUCACGUGCAAGUGCAUACUUCGAGGGUAGGGUGUGUGGAGGAACAUGACAAUGGUUAUUUCUUCAAGGAAUCAAAAGAUGUGUGGGAAGAAAAUCAAAAAACAAAUUAAGACGACGUGACCAUUUCUCUGCUUCCUGUGUCGUCAUGCGAACCUAUAUGUACACAUCUCUGCUGAAUCUCAACUGCAGCAACACAAAAAACAUCAAAAUAAAUAUAUAAAUAUGAAAAUGUAGGACUUUUCUCUUUGAAAUAUCACUGUCAAAUUAUAAAAGUAGAUCCGUCCUAACCAAAUAACUUAAAAUUAUAGCAUCCAAUGUCUGAGCCCUCUGUCAGCCGUAUUGCCUCCAUGCAUAUCCUUGUUUACUGUAUUGAUUUGAUUUUCUUGGUUUCCACUAAUGACCUUUUUAUAUUAUGGUCCAUUCGUGUUAUUUUUAACAACCUUUUGAUCUAAUUCACCCAAGCAACGGAUUUUGUAUGUUUUUUCUAUGGCAAAUGCCAAUUAUUUGGCAGAUACUUUUGGCUGGUUUUCAUCUUUUUCCUCCAUCUGUUCAAUACAAAGCAAAUUAGAUUUUUUCAAAUAAACCUUUAGAUGGAAAAAUUAUUUUUUAGUACCUGACAACAAAAUGUGCAAACUUAAUUGGUCUAGGUAACAAGUCAAUGCUUACUAAAAUAUGGCCGCCAGAGGGCACACUUGAAUGCUUCUGUUGCUGCAUUUGAUAUUACAAGGUGCCUGACACCUCAAGCGCCUUGUCUGACAGUGAUGUACUCCUGAGAAGCCCCUACACGGGCUGAACUUAAAUAUAACGGUUGUGAAUGCGUGUGAUACUUUCUCAGUCUCUCGACACAGUGACCUCUUGUUAAUACUAAAGAUGGCAAGCUGGAUUUUUUGUUUUGCUCUUCUGCUCCUGACUCACCUGUUGUGCAGAAUUGGUUCAAACAUUGAACAACAAACAUGACACAUGUUGUUCUUGUUCAUGUUGAACGAAUGAUGUGAGUCUUCAGCUCCUGCUGCUGCUGCUGCUUACGCUGUAGCUACACCUUCCUCCUCCCAUCUGCACACACAUUUAUGCAUGGAUGCAUUGGGGUCAGUGUAGAAUUCAAAAAACUGGUUGAGAGUUUAAUGUAAACAUGACAUGCAUCAGGAUAUAAAUGUACAAUUCAAAAGGGUCAUUAUUUGACCCCAAUGCAUAUAUUUAGACAGACUAUCAAAUAGAGGUGUAGAAUGCCAACUGAUUUUUCUUUUUUUCUUGUGUGUUUCACAUCCAAAAUUACUCAUGCUGUCUGGCUCUACAGAAAAGGUGUGACCAGUACACGGUUCUGCUCAGAGUGAUACAUACAGUUGGACAUGGGAGAUCUUCCUUGUGGCAACCAUGUUGCUCUGUGACUGUUGUCAUUGUCAGGUUGUACACACUUUAUCUUAAUAAAGUUGGGAUCCAAUGCAGGUGUCGGCAUUGUUGCAUCUUUACAUACAAGAGGAAUUUUUUUCCCUUGUAUUUGUCAGUCUGAGAACAUCCUGAACUUGGUUGAAUGUUCUGCUAUUCAGGUUCCUUGUCCCUGACUCAAGCCAAGACACAACAACAACCAACAGCCACUAAUCCUUGAAAGCAACAAUACAAUUAAGCCCAGUGUUUGUAGAAAUGCUAUUUAAAGGGUACUGGAGGUCGAGACUGGAUUUGAAGAACCUUUAAAGCAACCUGACAAGGUGAUGCUUCCACUGAGAUGUGUUGUGUGUGUGUAAUUUUUACAUGAGGGAUACCAAUGUAAUGCUCAUUUAUUGUCAAAUCACAACUAUUUUUACAUUAAAGUGCUUUAUUUCAA
This is a messenger RNA of Solea senegalensis (Senegalese sole), 3067 nucleotides long. Its product is annotated as charged multivesicular body protein 4b-like. The record is from RefSeq and is a predicted model, not a curated record. NCBI's taxonomy places the organism in Eukaryota, Metazoa, Chordata, Actinopteri, Pleuronectiformes, Soleidae. Gene Ontology annotation, cellular component: ESCRT III complex; cytoplasmic side of plasma membrane; multivesicular body. Bases 188 to 853 code for a protein of 221 amino acids. The transcript has 5 exons. Gene Ontology annotation, biological process: vesicle budding from membrane; late endosome to vacuole transport via multivesicular body sorting pathway.